ACUUGUGAAACAGCAGAAAGGGGAGGGGGGGGGGGAGACGCACUCGGGCCAAACCCCAACCAGCAAGAGCAAAGAUGUCCGAGCCCAAUAAGUACCGAGAGUGGAUCCUGGAAACAAUCGACUCUCUCCGCUCGAGGAAAGCUCGUCCGGAUUUGGAGAGGAUUUGUCGAAUGGUCCGGAGACGACACGGGUCGGACCCGGACCGAACCAGGACCGAACUGGAAAAGCUGAUUCAAGAGCAGACGGUGCUCAAAGUUAGCUACAAGGGGUCCAUAUCGUACCGGAAUGCGGCGAAGGUGCAGAGGAAAAGCAGAAAGAAGAGUGAGUUCACGGCCGCUGGCGGCGGCGGCGCGGAGGCGGCAGCGAGGGAGCGAACCAAACGCGACCAUCCGAACAACAACGGCGACAGUGCGCACAGCUUCACCGAUCAGGAGGAGGACUCGGAGCCCAGCCCGGAGCCCCGCACUCCAACACCGGCCAGCACCGGCGACACGAAGCCGGAGCAGCCUGCCGCCUGCGGCGCGAGUAGCGGAAACGGGCGCCUCAUGUGUGGCGCAACGACGGGCUGCGCUGUCGGGAGCGGCUGCGAAGAGGAGAAAGCAAGUGCACCGAGAGACUAUAAGGGAUCAGGACCGCGGGGGGUGGGGGACUGCCCGUCGCCCGGUCUCGGCCACACAACAAACGCGCGCGGCCGCGGCGGCGAUGCGAGCGGGAUAACGCCGAGCGUCGCCGACGCGGUUCCUGAAGAAAGAGAGCCGCGUGUGUCGAGAGAUGACACCCCGAACAAAACUUCCUCUGGGAGCGUCAGCCGCCUCCCGCCAGAGCAGCAGCGACAGCAGCAGGCGGUUCCCCUCAAGCCCCAACUUGGAGUCGGAGGAGGGGGCACCGGCACGGCGGGGCGCCACGCGAACUCCGACCUGGGCGACAGGCUGGUGGCUUCUGUUCGCAGCCUGUCGGAGAAAAGCAUCCGAGGGGGCUCCGCCGCCGCCGCGGCGACACGAGGCCACAUUAAGCCGCUCGAGCUGAAGGAGAUUUUGGGCUAUAUGAGCAGCCAUGACCGGCUGUCGGAGCAGCAGCUGACCCGAGGCAAAGUUAAAGUGGUCAUGGAGAGAGAGGUGGCGAGGGGCAGACUGCGCAGGACCCGCAGCGGGAACAUUACUCUUCCUCUGAGGGGGGCGGAGGAGGAGGAGGAGCGGAAGAACGCGUCUGCGGACAGACUUGCGAAGAGCGCACUGCAGGACGAGCACACCGGGGGGAAGUCGCCGCCCGCUUCUCUUGGGGAGGAUGAGCCGAUGGAAACAGCUCAGGAGGAGGAGGAGGAGGAGGAGGAGGAAGAGGAGGAGGAGGAGGAUCCCCGGAGUUCUGAUGAGGAGGCGGGAGGACUAUCCCCGGUAGUCAUGACAACCGAACCAGAGCUCAUUGAGAAACCCACAGAAGACGUUGAGGUCCAGACCGCGUCAGAGCAGCAGAGUGACGGUUGGGCUGCUGGUCUCACUUGGAUGUGUGUUUCCCGCACCAAGACGCCCCGUCUACCUGUUCAGGGAGCUUCCCCGUCACAAUGGAGCAGCGCCCACCUGGAGGACGCCACCGUCGUCUCUCAUCAGAAACACGUGAAGGCAGAAAGCGAGAUGCAGGAGGACAGGAUCAACCACUCCGCCUCAGACUUUAACAACUUUGAGUCUAGAGCGGAGGUCGGCGUGUCGUCCUGCCUGCUCACGCCCACAGCGUCUCCCAGAGACUCCGGCAUGUCUGAGGAACCAGGGAUGAACGGAGGAGGAGGAGGAGGAGGGUUCAUGAAGUCAGAGGGGGCCAGCGGGGGCCUCGUGGACUGGACAGUGUCUGAUGUGGUCAGCUAUUUCACAACCGCAGGUUUCCCUGAACAGGCUGAUGCCUUCAGGACCCAGGAAAUCGAUGGCAAGUCCCUUCUCCUCAUGCAGCGCAGCGAUGUGUUGACGGGCCUGUCAAUCAGACUCGGCCCCGCCCUCAAGAUCUAUGAGCGCCACGUGAAGGUCCUGCAGAAAACACACUUUGAGGACGACGACUGUUAACGACGGUUACGUCUGUGUCUACAUGUAGCUCGAGUUAUCCUAUAAAAAUGCAUGCAUGAAAUAUACGCUUCACUUUUCAUCUCAUGUCAAUCAGCGCACACAAACACACACACACACACACACACAUGGUCAGACUGCCAGGCUGUUACAGCGCUACCUACUUGCUUAACAGGAGACUGAUAAUUGUGUCUCUCUAACUUGUUAUACUCACACACACACACGCACACACACACACACUGUUCUGGUCCAGAAAAGACACAAUGAAAUGAGAGCGAAUGGACAACAAGGAUUACCUGCCAAGCAGAGCACACCUGUCGGAGGGAGAGAGCAGACUCGUACAAUUUUAAGAUGCAAAGGCUUCAAAAAAUUAAAAAGUGCAAUUUUUCUUUUUUGUUCUCUACAACGAUCAAGCACUUUGCCAUUUCUUGACUAUACUGUGCAAAUACUUUUUUUUUUUCAACUUGUUUCGUGCGGACCUUUAUGCACAUUUUAAAAGAGGUCGUAGUUAUUCUGUGUUAAAGUACAUUUUCUCUUUUUUUGAUGCUUUAAUUCAAUGGUUUCUCACUUUAAAGGCAUCACGGAGCAUGUUGGAUGGAGCAGAAACAUAUUAGAUAUUGGAUGGACCCGUCACAGCCGUCCUGUAUGGGGAUGAAAUCCAGCGCAGGGGUCACGACCUGCAAACGGUUGCUGGUCAAAGCAAUACGUUGAUGGCUCCUCCUGGAUGUUUGAGAGUUUGUUGGAUCUUGUGAGCUUUGAGAUGGACAGGUUCUUUUUGUGUAUAUCUUAAUGUUUCAGAGAAAAAAUUAUGACAUUUCAGUUUUUGUAAAUGUUUCUAAGCAGAGUGUGUGGCAUGGUGUGUUUUCCUAUGCAUCCCCACAUCAAGUGUCAGACUUCAGAAAGACAUCAGAGUUCAUCAAAGCUUAAGUAGGGACAAACUUGCAAUGAAUUGUGGAUAAAUCACGAGAUUCUUUCCUCUUUCUUCUGUCGUUUAGUGCCACUGGUCAGCAGGUGUCACUGAUUGUUACCGUGGAAAAAUGACCUUUUAGUCCACGGUUAGCCCGGGGUUAGCAUGGCUAAGAUUUUAGGCUUACAUUAUGCAUCCAAGUAAAGUCUCACUCUCCAGUCUGACAUAUCUUUGGGACACAGAUAUUUUGAUCAAACACGCCAGCCAACUGGUCUGAAAUCAGCAGAACAAUCAAUUUAUGUUGAAAGUGUAAACAUGUUAAAAAGUUUUGAACCGGUCAAACUUUUUUAAAAAACAAAAAGCCGACAGAUGAUCACACAACAUCACUCGCGGCAUACAUUCCAGGCUUGACAUCUCUUGUGUGCGUCAUCAAAUGACGUUUAUAUUCCUGUACUCAGCAUAUUGGUUUAAUUUAAUACUGACGGUCACAUCAACGUUUCUUUGUGCAUUCAAACCUUCUCUACCUCUCUCUCCCCUCGCUUUUCACAUUUUCUUAGAAACCUCCAUGACCCUCUUAGUUUUACGCGUCGUCUACGCUGCAUGUUUCUGUGUCAUUGUCAUUCGUUGAAUCUGUCUGGAGGGGACGGCUGUGUUUGAGUCCGUAUUCUCACAAGGGGGAAAGUGCAGGUCUACGCCCUCGUUGGGUCGCUGAUUAUAUGUGAAAAGACAAUUUUAGUAAUAAAAGUUUGAAUCAAAACACCAACAA
Molecule: messenger RNA, 3718 nt
Organism: Pseudoliparis swirei
Lineage: Eukaryota; Metazoa; Chordata; Actinopteri; Perciformes; Liparidae
Gene: samd1b
Product: sterile alpha motif domain containing 1b
Exons: 7
Coding region: 75-2048 (657 amino acids)
Molecular function (GO): protein binding; DNA binding
Source: RefSeq, a predicted model, not a curated record